This is a messenger RNA of Plenodomus lingam JN3, 726 nucleotides long. RefSeq lists its product as uncharacterized. Gene Ontology annotation, cellular component: lysosome. Lineage: Eukaryota; Fungi; Ascomycota; Dothideomycetes; Pleosporales; Leptosphaeriaceae. Gene Ontology annotation, molecular function: palmitoyl hydrolase activity; thiolester hydrolase activity. The record is from RefSeq and is a predicted model, not a curated record.
AUGGAUGUCGUCUGCGACGACAUUGCCUCGCACCCAGUCCUGUCCGCUGCCCCCGGUCUCAACGCCCUCGGUUUCUCCCAAGGCGGCCAGUUUCUACGCGCGCUGGUGCAGCGCUGUGGAGAUCGGGUGCGGGUGCGUAAUCUCGUCACGUUUGGGAGCCAGCACAAUGGGAUUGCAAAGUACCAGGUAUGCGGGUCGUCGGACUGGCUGUGUAAAUCGUACAUUGCGCUGUUGAAGUCCAACACGUGGAGUGCGUGGGUGCAGUCGCACUUGGUGCCUGCGCAGUAUUUCAAGGCGGUGGAUGAGCGCACGGGCGAGCCGACGGAGGAGUAUUUGGAAAAUUCGAAUUUCCUCGCCGAUGUGAAUAAUGAGCGGGCGAGUAAGAAUGAGGCGUAUGCGCGCCGGCUGGCGGGCUUGGAUCAUUUUGUCAUGUAUGUGUUUGAGAAUGAUACGACUGUGAUUCCAAAGGAGAGUGGCUGGUUUGCAUAUACGAAUGUGACGGAUGGGAGGGUGACGGGGGUGAGGGAGCGGGAGAUAUACAAGGAGGAUUGGAUUGGCUUGAAGAAGUUGGAUGAAAGGGGGGGUUUGCAUUUCGAGUCGACCGAGGGAGAGCAUAUGCAAUUGAGUGAUGAGGUCUUGGUUGACGUUUUCAAAAAGUGGUUUGCGCCUUCGGAUUCUCGCAGCUGGGCUGGCGUGGACGGCGAGCAGCGAGUUAUUGAAUUGUAA